Molecule: messenger RNA, 5373 nt
Organism: Sceloporus undulatus (fence lizard)
Lineage: Eukaryota; Metazoa; Chordata; Lepidosauria; Squamata; Phrynosomatidae
Gene: PKNOX1
Product: PBX/knotted 1 homeobox 1
Exons: 14
Coding region: 2789-4180 (463 amino acids)
Biological process (GO): regulation of transcription by RNA polymerase II; angiogenesis
Molecular function (GO): RNA polymerase II cis-regulatory region sequence-specific DNA binding; DNA-binding transcription factor activity, RNA polymerase II-specific
Source: RefSeq, a predicted model, not a curated record
UCAAACUGCGGAUGAUUGAAUCUGUGUAUAAGAAGGGCCAACUGUAUACAAUACAAGCUAAAAACACUGAGAUAGAAAUAUAAAUCCACACUUCUUAGUCAUGCUGCAAAUGGAGGACAAUUAAAAUAACAGUAGAAGCUAAAAAAACUCCUAGAAAUAUAUAAAUUGAUGGUUCUUAGUUGUGCUUAAAACGGAGGACAAAUAUACAAUGAAAGCUAAAAACACUGAUAGAAAUAUAAGUUCAUGGUUCUUAGCCAUGCUUAAGAUGGAAGACAAAUAAAAUACCGUAAAAGCUAGAAAUAUAAAUUUAUGGUUCUUAGUCAUGCCACUGAUAGAAAUAUAAAUUCACACUUAGCCAUGCUCAAAACGGAAAACAAAUAAAAUGCAAUAAAAGCUAAAAUUCCCCAUAGAAAUAUAACUUCAUGUUUCUAGGUUUGCUCAAAACGGAGGAUGUUUUGGAGUUCCUCUUAAAGAGAAGUCCGCAAAGGAGGACGCCUGGUCCCUCUGGCUGCUUAGACUGAUCUGUUCUCUACCAUACCAGAGUGACCAGAUGUCCUCAUUGUAAAGGAGGACAAGGGACUGCAAAAUGGAGGGCAUUCCAGAAAAAUGGAGGACAUGCCCAAAUAAAAGCUAACAACACUCAUGUCAGUAUAUAUAAUGGAGGACCUUUGAGAGUUCCUCCUGGGCAGAAGUCUGAAAUGUAGCGUGUGUCCUGGAAAAGGAAGGCCUUUGGUGACCCUGCCCUUUUCACAAUAAACUGAUGCUGGGGAGUGCAGUGUUGGGAUUCUGAAGCAGCAUUGGGGGGUGAACCCAUAAGAAGUCAUGCAUGAUUUGAUUUGUUAACAAUCAGUGUGAUGUGUUUCACCUCCUUUCAUUUUCAGACAUUUGCUUACCUCCUUUCAGACAUAAGAGAUGUGUGUAUUGCAUGAAAACCUCCAAAGGUGUAUGACUUAAUAUGAUUAAACUUUGAAGGAUUCUGGAGAUAAGCCACCUGCUAUUAUUGCGCCCCCCUCCCCUCAUUAUUUUUGUAUGAAAGUGUAUUUAGGGGCAUACAUUUGUAUAUAUGUAUAUUUGGUAACCUUGGGCAAGUCAUGCCCUCUUAGCUUCAGAGGAAGGGAAUGGCAAACGGCCUCUGAAGAAACUUGCCAAGAAAACCCUAUAAUAAGAUCGCCUUAAGUAGGAAACAACUUGAAGGCACACAACACACACACCAUAUAUUUGUACUGUCAGUCUCUAACAGCUAGGAAGGAAAGGCAUAUUCCUUAAUAUACAAACAACUUUCUAGGCAGAAAAUGUAGUUCUGCAUCCUUUCCCAAGUUCUAGUGUUCAAAUUUAGUUUAAAAAAACACCAAGGAAUAAAAACAAAAAUGCAUUAUAAAAUACAAUUAUAUUUUUAAAUUACACUAAAGUUAGACGUAUCCAGGGGUAGCCAUGCUGGCCAUACAGUAAAGUACAAUAACACCCAAAAUGCACAAAACGGCAGUAUCUUUACUGGACCAACCAGAAUUCAUAAAAUACAUGAAGCAAGCUUUUGAAGCUCCACUGGCUUCUUCUUCAGGCAAGGUGUUUGAAAAAAUCAUACAAGAGAAAAAGAAAUGUUGGAGUCACAGGUUUACAUAUUGUCAAAAUGUUGUCAAUUAGGAUGGUACAAAGAGAGAGAGAGAGAGAUUGGUGUUGGCAGAGUCCACUCCUCUUUUCCCCAUGUGGGCUUUGGAAGACAAAGAGUUGUAAAGUCCAGGAAAUAAAAUUUAAACUCCAUUAGCAACAUAAAAAGAAACUUCCCUUGAGAGCCAGGCUGCCCUUGUCCUUCUUAGGCAGAGAAAAUUGAAUUUCUCAUUUGGAAAACUUUUAGGUUAUUGUGUUUGAAAAACAGAUGCAGAAUCUUUCAAGUCACUUUGUUCACUUGUUUUUUUUAAAAACUGAGUGAAAGCACCGCAGUAUAAAACCCUGCAGUGUCAGGCUUUCAAGAAAAGCACAAAUGUAAACAGUACAAGAACUGGAAUCAAAAAGAUUAGAGAGGAUCUUCCUGACUGAGCUGAACAGAAGCCUUUUUUGUAUCAUGUAUUGGAACUACAGUUGUUCCAUGGUAAACCAAGUACAGCAUUGUAUCAAACCAACUUAAUUUGGGAGCAGGAGACUAAAACGGUAGAACUUCCACAUGUAUUAAUCACAGAAAUGUAGCAAACUUUCAUGGACUUGCUAGUUUUGUAUUAUUAUUUUUGCCUAGGCAGAGACAAGGGACUCUGAAUCCAAGCCCCUCUAGAAAUCUUGUUCAGCAGUUCUCCUAUAUCUCCUGAAAUCUCAAAGAAUUAAACCUAAAAACAAGAACUGUGUCAUUUUAAAGGAAAUUUAAGAAUCCCAGAAUGGCACCUUGGACCCCAUCUGGGGAGAAAGGGUUAAAAAAAAUACAGUUCCCUACCUAGAAGUUGGAUUAUGCCAAGAAAGUGUUCUGAGUUUUGAAGAAAUUUGAAAAUUAUCAUACUGAGGCAAAGUGUUCAAAGAGGAUUUGAAUUGCAAUCCAUGAGAAUAGCAAGAUUCUCAGAUAUUCCAGUGGAGCUGAAGAAACUGAAAUUUAGAAGCACCCUGAAGACCUGGAAGCCGUGGAUAGGCCACCUGAAGACAAGACACUUUAUUCUCUGAUGCUGACCUUUGAUCAGUUGAUUUAGAGUUUCAGAUCGUCAAAAUCUACUAUAAUUUUGGAAGAAAAGCAGCAUUUAAAGAUGGAAAAGUAUAAAGAAAAUCUGAACUAAGAUGUGAUUAUUUAACUUUGUAAGACUUCUCUGUAACCAUGAUGGCAACGCAGACAUUAAGUAUAGACAACUAUCAAGAUGGGCAGCAACAGAUGCAAGUAGUAACAGAGUUAAAAACUGAGCAAGAUCCAAACUGUUUGGAAACAGAUGCAGGAGGAUUGAGUCCUUCUCCAGUUGAGUCUCAGACACCGAUGGAUGCGGACAAGCAGGCCAUUUACAGACAUCCACUUUUCCCCUUAUUAGCCCUGUUAUUUGAAAAAUGUGAACAAUCUACACAGGGAUCAGAAGGCACAACAUCUGCAAGUUUUGAUGUAGAUAUUGAAAACUUUGUUAGGAAGCAGGAGAAGGAAGGAAAACCCUUUUUUUGUGAAGAUCCCGAAACAGACAAUUUAAUGGUAAAGGCAAUUCAGGUUCUACGAAUUCAUCUGCUUGAGUUAGAAAAAGUUAAUGAGCUCUGUAAGGAUUUCUGUAGUCGCUAUAUUGCAUGUCUGAAAACUAAAAUGAACAGUGAAACUCUGCUUAGUGGAGAAUCCGGCAGUCCAUAUUCACCUGUACAGCCCCAGUCCAGCAACUUUAAACAUGAUAAAGAUAGCUUGGAUUUGCUGGAGCAGCUGUCUUCAUGGAAAGAGUCAACAGAAAAUCCAAUUCAAAGUGCCAUCACAGGUACACUAAGUCCCCAGGGGAUUAUGGUACCUGCAUCAGCAUUGCAGCAGGGAAAUGUUACUAUGGCAACUGUUGCAGGUGGGGCAGUUUAUCAGCCAGUGGCUGUGGUCACACCUCAAGGUCAAGUAGUAACACAAGCAUUGUCACCUGGAACAAUCAGGAUCCAGAAUUCCCAGCUCCAGUUACAAUUAAAUCAAGAUUUAAGCAUCUUGCAUCAAGAUGAUGGGUCAUCAAAAAAUAAAAGGGGAGUUCUUCCAAAGCAUGCUACAAAUGUGAUGAGGUCUUGGCUUUUCCAGCACAUAGGGCAUCCAUAUCCAACUGAAGAUGAGAAAAAACAAAUAGCAGCACAAACAAAUCUUACGUUGCUCCAGGUUAAUAACUGGUUUAUUAAUGCUAGAAGACGAAUUCUCCAGCCAAUGUUGGAUUCCAGUUGUUCUGAAACUCCAAAAACGAAGAAGAAAACAGCUCAAAACCGACCAGUUCAGCGAUUCUGGCCAGACUCCAUUGCAUCAGGAGUAGCUCAGCAUCAGUCAAAUGAACUUACUAUGUCAGACGGAGCCGUUGUAACAAUUACAGCUCCUGUCAAUAUGAAUGUAGACAGUCUCCAGUCUCUUUCCUCUGAUGGUACUACUUUGGCUGUCCAACAAGUCAUGAUGGCAGGGCAAAGUGAGGAUGAAUCUGUGGACAGCACUGAAGAUGAUGGAACAGAUCUCUCAACUACUAACAUCAGUGGGCUGGUGUUGGAUAACAGUGAUUCUCUGCAGUAGGAAACAAGAGAAUCAGGCCUAAAUGCUUAGGAAAACCUAUGGACUGACUGACUUUUUAUAGUUUGCACAGCAAACAUUUUACACAAGUUUUAUUUCUAAUAUGUUUUAUAUGUAGAUAUAGAAGAGUGCACUUUUUGUAUUUCAUAGUAAGCUUAAAGAGUGUCUUUGCAGGUGCAGCAACUUCUUUCAAACGUGUUGUUUUUGAGUUUAAUUUGGAAAAUCUAGUAAUUUAAGAAAGAACACAUCACCCUGUUAUUUUCUUAGGGUAACUUUCUCACUCACAAUGUUGAUCCCAGAUUGACCUGAUAAGGGUAUGGGGUAAUGGUCUGCAGCCAGGGGGAAAUAUGGUGGGUGCCUAUUGGGGGAGUCAGCUUCACAUCAGCAUAGAUUUAAACAUGUCCUCACCAUUGCUAUUUCAGUAUGUGCUCUAUAACAUUAAACAUAUUGCAGUCUUGUGACACAUGAAAUUGCCCUGGUGGAAGAUUUGAAAACACUUCUGUCUCCUUGAGAGUUAUGCAUUCACCUAGUCCUGUCGUUUUAAGAUUACUCUUGGUGGUUUAACAAUGUAAAAUGUAAAGCAUGUCAAAGUAGUGUAUGGAAUUUGCUUAUGACGUUAGCCAUGUAGAUUUGAAAGAUGCUUCUGCACCUUAAAAACAAAACCCAGCCAGUCUGAAGUGGACAGCAAAACACACAACAGGAAGUGAAAAUGUGUGAUUCAGUAACGAAUGUAUGCAAUUUAAAAUGAAUUUGAGUUGUUAGAUGGAAACGUCCAGAUUUUCCUUGCACCUUUUAAAUUUACCACUGACACAGUUUAUGUAUUGCUCCUCUUGUCAUUUCAACCAUCUUAGACUCCACUUGGAGAGGGUGGGAAUGGGGCAGGCACAAGAGGACAAGGGGAAAGGCAAAAGAAAUGAAGACUGUCUCUUCUCCCAGUUCAGUGGUAAAUUUAAAAUUACAGGGGCAUGUCUGGAUUGCAGCCUAGCAGCCCUACUCCUAACCAGUGACUCUGUUCAUCAUUUGCUAUAAAACACUUAUUUUUACCUUUAUCAGGAUUAUUGGAUUAAAAAUAUUUUUAUAAAUUCUCUAAAGAAUUGGGAUGAUGACUGUAUUGCGCAUGUGGGGAAAAAUGUUUAGUACUUCUAUUUGAAAGGUUAUGAAAACAGUCCAAAUUGAAUAAACAAGCCUAUCCUAUA